CACAUCCGAGACUGCUACCGGACAUACGUAAUUCUUCCGUCGUUGCCUCCCCGCCUGGGAAUCUGGACAUGCGGCUCUGAGCUCGAAUACAACGACAACUUAUAUUUAUUUAUUUCAUUUCAUUUAUAUAUACUACUACGCUGCUCGCGUAGAUUAGGGCCCUAGCGGUCUUCCAUUCUAAUGAAUGAAUCAUUUGCUUUUUGACCGGUCCUCUGGCCGUAUUGGACCGAAUGUGUUUGCAAGGCUACAGACUACACAACUUUUACACUCGUUCGGACCAGCGCCGGGAUUCCGCUUUGAUGGCGGCGAGAGAGGUACGGCUGUUCGGGAUGAUGAGGAUGGUUCUGUAGCUGCCGAUCCGGCUUCUACGCUGUGGGCCCACCAAGCUGGUGUGAAUGCAUUGGCUCUUGAACGCUUCGAUGGUAGAAUCCUGGUAUCGGGAAGCUUGGAUGCUUCGAUAAAAAUAUGGGAUCUCGAACAAUGUGGCAAUCCCUCCAAGUCUCAUACCUACAAACCCGUCGCCCAAAUUACCCGCUCAAAUCGAGCCCAUAAAUUCGGCAUAACACAUCUAUCAUUCUACCCCUUCGACUCAGCAGCCUUUCUAUCUACAUCCUACGACCUGACGCUAAAAGUCUGGGCUACGGACCGAGCUAGUCUCUCAGCUUCCUUUAGCUUAGGCUCUAAAGUAUACACCCAUGCCAUCUCCCCCAUCGCCUCGCACCUACUAGUCGCCUGCGGGACGCAACACCCCGCCGUGCGUCUCAUAGACUUGCGCUCGGGAUCUAACGUGCAAUCCCUCUCCAGCAAUGCAGGCGCGAUCCUUGCGACAUCCUGGUCGCCGCGGCAUGAGCACGUUCUGGCUACCGGCAGCGUGAAUGGAGUCGUCAAUAUAUGGGAUAUCCGACGGGCCAGCGGGGUCAUCGGGAUGCUAGACAAGGAAGACAACCUAGGACUCUACUACAACGGGCUUCUAGACCGCAAUACGGGAAAAACUCGCUUCCGAGCGUCUGCGAAGGCGCACUCCGCUCCUGUUAAUGGACUCACGUGGACCGAUGAUGGAGCGUAUAUAGUGUCGGCGGGACAUGAUAGAAGGAUCCGCUGCUGGGACGCGGCGACGGGGAAGAAUACACUGGCGAGUUAUGGGCCGAGCAUUAGGAACAGUCAACUUGCGAGCGUGCCUAUGUUCACGUCGCCGGUGGGCUUAACGCACCCUGGGGAAGAACUCUUGUUUUGGCCGAAUGAGACGGAGAUAUUGGUUCUAGAUUUGCAUGAUGGACAUGUUAUUACGAAAUUACGAGGUACAGGACCAACGAUAUCGGGAGUCAGGUCUACAAACGGUUCACAGCGCACGGUUCGGAAUCGCAUUACGAGUAUUGUGUGGAGAGGGGCGGGAGGUGGUGGAGGCUCGAGUGGCGUAUGUAUGGGAGGGGGCAAUAUGGCGGGGGCGAUUUACAGCGCGCAUCUUGAUGGCCAGAUCAGGGCAUGGACGCCCAGACUGGAGGGGGACGAUGCAGAAGAUGAAGAUGAGGAUACGGUAGAUGGGAUUGGUGAGGAGAGGGCAAGGAAGAGGAAGGCACUAGAUGAUAUUUUUAGGGGUUUGAUGGGGAGAAAAAUUACUUUUACGUAAGGUAUCUAGCCUCUG
Molecule: messenger RNA, 1642 nt
Organism: Hypoxylon trugodes
Lineage: Eukaryota; Fungi; Ascomycota; Sordariomycetes; Xylariales; Hypoxylaceae
Product: WD40 repeat-like protein
Exons: 2
Coding region: 185-1627 (480 amino acids)
Biological process (GO): transcription-coupled nucleotide-excision repair; proteasome-mediated ubiquitin-dependent protein catabolic process; protein polyubiquitination
Cellular component (GO): Cul4A-RING E3 ubiquitin ligase complex; nucleotide-excision repair complex
Molecular function (GO): protein binding
Source: RefSeq, a predicted model, not a curated record